CAAUUUCACCUGGCAUAGAAAAUGUACUCAGGAUACUGUUGUUCAGAGGAGCUAGCCAACAACACAGCUACAGUAACACAAUCACUUCAAACGGAAGCUGGAAAGACUGCAAACUUGCUGCACUUCAUUUAGUUUGACCAUUUUUCAAUUGACAUUGUUUUGUAUAUAUCCAUAAAAAUGAUGCCAGGUGAUUCAUGAUUUUGACUGGCUGAGAAACGCUGCCUGCCUGUCUGUCUCGUCCCGGUUCCCGACAUGUUCCUUACUAUGGGACAGCAGGAUAUCGAAUGUGAAUAUUGAAACAAUGUUGCGAAUGUCGGAGAGACAGACAGCAAGGUUUAUACAAAAAAACAACUAAAUGUUACUCUAAAACAAAUGUGAGAUAAUGUCAAGAUGCUUUUUAGAGUGGAGAUCAAGUUUAUAAAUUGACUGGCUGGGCGGAUGAGACAGUGGAUUGUGCAGUCAGAUGGAACAGAGUAAUAAACAGGCAUAGAUUUAGCGGUGGUAAAUUGUGAAAUAGACACCGGCUGGAAUGUGGUUUUAACCAAUCAGCAUUCAGGAUUAGACCCACCCAUUGUAUAAUCUAGUUUAAACAACAUUCCAUAAGAGUGAUCAAUCAAGAGAAUACUUUCUCAUACUACCCGAAACCUGAUACUCUCUAAUAUUUGCAGUUUUCCCUGGAGCGAAUAUCUGAUCAACAUACCAGCAACUAUGAUUUCUGUUUUUCCAUUCAAUGCUUCUUGUCAAUUAUAGCAAAUACAUUUUUUCGUUUUUCAGUUGCAACCAUCACAAUUAUAUUCCUCUAAUUUAUAGCCAUGUGGUUUAUUUCCUAUCGUUACAUUGUUAUUAACAUUUCUGCCUAAAGCUGGAAUCCUAAACUGCUACAUAAAUGUUUGGACCCAUAAAUUAAUGAUAUACUUUGAACGGGGUUAUGGUAUUAGGCUGUGGUGUAUUUAAGUAAAACUACUUUAAAGUACUCUUUAAAUCGUUUUGGGGGGUAUCUGUACUGUACUAUUUAUAUUUUUGCCAACUUUUACUCUUACUUCACUACAUUUCUAAAGAAAAUAAUAUACUUUUACUCCAUACAUUUUCCCUGGCACCCAAAAGUGCUCGUUGCAUUUUGACAGGAAAAUGGUCCAAUUCACACACUUAUCUAGAAAACAUCACUGGUCAUCCCUACGGCUUUUGAUCUGUUAAGACUCAUUAUACACAAAUGCUUGUUUGUAAAUUAUGUGUUAGUGUGCUCCUGGCUAUCUAUCCGUCAAUAAAAAUUUAAAUAAAAUUUUGCCAUCUGGUUUGUUUAAUAUAAGGAAUUUAAAAUGAUUUAUACUUGUACUUUUGAUACUUAUGUACAUUUUAGCAAUUCCAUUUACUUUUGAUACAUAAGUAUAUUUAAAAACAAAUACUUUUAGACUUUUCUUCAAGUAGAAUUUUACAGGGUGACUAUCACUUUUACUUGAGUAAUUUUCUAUUAAGUUAUCUUUACUUUUACUCAAGUAUGACAAUUGAGUACUUUUUACACCACUGGUAGUAGGUGCCAGGUGCACCGGUUUAAGUGUGUCAAGAACUGCAAUGCUGCUGGGUUUUUCACUCAAUAGUUUCCCAUCUCUAUAAAAAAAAUGGUCCAUUAAAAGGGGGUGCAGGUCAAUUUCGAGUGGUGUUCUUAAUGUUUUGUAUACUCGGCCUCAAUUCGUCAGGGCAUGGACUCGACAAGGUCAAGCGUUCCACAAGGUGCUGGCCCAUGUUGACUCCAAUACUUCCCACAGUUGUGUAACGUUGGCUGGAUGUCCUUUGGGUGGUGGAACAUUCUUAAUGGACACGGAAAACUUGAGUCUGAAAAACCCAGCAGCGUUCAAAGGCACUUAAAACUUUUGUCUUUCCCAUUCACCCUCUGAAUGGCACACAUACACAAUCCAUGUCUCAUGGCUUAAAACCCUUUCUUUAACCUGUCUCCUCCCCUUCAUCAACACUGAUUGAAGUGGAUUUAACAAGUGAGAUCAAUAAAGGAUCAUAGCUUUCACCUGGAUUUACCUGGUCAUGUCAUGGAAAGAGCAGGUGUUAAUGUUUUGUACACUCAUUGAUUAUUGAAUAAUAUAACUUAGAAAUUCCACAUGAGCUUAGUUCAACUGUUUUGUUUUCCAAUGUUUGCAAACAAUGUAAAUGUAAACUGUGUAGCCUCAAAACAUGGUUAAAACUAGAAUUUUGAUAGCAUAGAUGGUCAGUCCUUGCAUCCAUAACUCUGUUUAUGAAUUUGAGAGUGUUUACAUUUCUCCAAGGCCUGUCCCUCAGCUUUUUACCAAAACACAGGCGAGACGACAGCUUUGUUAUUGUUUCAAUUAAGGAUGCAAGCUUUAAUGCUGUCCAACAGUUUGUUUUCUGUGAUGUAUCAAUAGUCAUAGAAUUAGCAAUACUGUUGUUCACUGUAAUUUAAUAGGAACUCUACGCUCCGAGUCACAUCCCAUCAUCUUUGGGAAACUGGUAUUGCCUGUUUUCCCUAUUUCUAGUUGCUUUCUCUCUCUCUCUUUCCCCAUCAGGUUGUUUUGGAACUCCCCAUGCAAUGCGGCUCAACAGGAAAUGUGAUUUGCACAUAUAAAAGGGACCUCUCGUGGCAACUCACUCUUCAAUACAGAAACGACUAUUUGACACUGACAAAACAUACUGUAUGGUGGUCAGACGGGAACUAAGCGACUUACUACCGAGACACAGACUGUUGCAGCGUAAACAAGAUAGAAAUCACAAAACAGAGUAAAAGGACAAAUUAACUAUUUUUCACUAGCCAUUUAUUUGAUCAUUAGUGACAUAGGCCUACCAUUUCGUCUCAUUUGUAAAUAUAAUUUUUUUGUUUUUUUAUUUUGUUAAUUUCCCGUAGUGUUGUAAUCUUGCUCAUCAUGUUGGACCAGCUGGCUUUCACGCAAGAGAACAGAGAGCGGAUACAGGCAGUGGAGAACUCCUUCGGCCCCUCUGGGAUGUCCCUGAUCAGACCUGACCGGGUCUUGAUAGGCAAAGGGCGGCUGAUGAAGCUGUGUCGACGCCGCCCCCAGCCUAAAGUCUUUUUCUUGUUUAAUGACAUUUUGGUGUACGGUAGCAUCAUCCUUCAUGGACGCUGGCACAAGAACCAGCAUGUUAUCUCCCUGGAGGAUAUCCAGCUUGAGGACCUGGAGGACGGGGUCAUCAUGGAGAACCAGUGGCUGAUCCGCACACCACAGAAGUCCUUCUAUGUGGCAGCUGCCUCCGCUGAGGAGAAGCGUGCCUGGAUGGAGCACAUUGAGGACUGCAGGUGUAAGCAGCUGCAGCAUGCCGGCUGCCAGCCCGGGUGCACCUUCGCCACCACCUGGAUCCCUGACCGGGCGUCCGCCAUCUGCAUGCGCUGCUCUCAAACGUUUCGGGUCAACAAACGUCGCCACCACUGUCGUUGCUGCGGCUUUGUCGUCUGCAACGCCUGCUCCAAGAACCGGGCCGUGAUCUGCCACAUCUCUACUAAGCCCGUGAGGGUGUGUCGACUGUGUCACCUCAGUCUCCAGGAACAUGGGGAGCUGACUCAGGAUGAGGUGCAUCUAUGGGGGGACAGUGAUGGGAGGAACUGCUCUGAUGAAUCUGACCUGGUCAUGCCCAAGUACGAGGCGACUAGCGACAAUGAGGCGAAUGAGUGGGUAGAACACCACGCACCAAGCAAUUGGGUUGAGUGUCACAACUCUUGGUCCCCAUUUAACUAUUUAAAACCAGACCAUCAAAGUCUCAAUCUCACUGGAUUGUCAUGUCACUUGACUUGACUUGGCUGACAAUUGGACAAUGUGAGAGGACCCUGAAAAGUAUUUACUGAAUGAGUACGUGGAGAAAAGUGCCAAAUCAAGACGAUACAUGAUCACAUGUAAUCAUUAAUAUUGCACAAAUAUGAACACUAAUCCUACCCAUAUAAUGUAUGCAUUACAUACAUUCUUUCCUGUUAAUAAUAUAAUAUUCCUUUGAGUGUUUUGGGGGGCUUAUUUUUGUUAUCCUUUUGAUAAAAGGUUAACCUGUA
Molecule: messenger RNA, 4015 nt
Organism: Oncorhynchus keta (chum salmon)
Lineage: Eukaryota; Metazoa; Chordata; Actinopteri; Salmoniformes; Salmonidae
Product: pleckstrin homology domain-containing family F member 2-like
Exons: 1
Coding region: 2886-3767 (293 amino acids)
Molecular function (GO): phosphatidylinositol binding; metal ion binding
Source: RefSeq, a predicted model, not a curated record